Alternaria alternata is the source of this 776-nucleotide messenger RNA. Its product is annotated as CAP20-like protein. The record is from RefSeq and is a predicted model, not a curated record. NCBI's taxonomy places the organism in Eukaryota, Fungi, Ascomycota, Dothideomycetes, Pleosporales, Pleosporaceae. Bases 39 to 587 code for a protein of 182 amino acids. The transcript is spliced from 2 exons.
CAGUAGACUGCAACACUGCAUAUUUGCUACUGCAAUUAAUGGCACCGCACGCUACUGACGACGGCAACAACAUGAGCUCUGAAGCGCCUAUGACCAAUGGCGAGACGCCCACCUCCAAGGCUCUAUCGCAUCUGCACUCCUACCCUGUAGUUCACGACAGUGUUGAGACCUUCAAGUCCAACCCCUAUGGUUCGCGCGCCUUGAACCUCGCCAACAACACCUACCAGUCCAUCGUCGCACCCUUUCACCCAUACUUGCGCACACCCUACUCCUACAUCUCACCCUACCUGGCACGCGCCGACCAGCUCGGGGACUCUGGCCUAUCCACUCUAGAGACACACCUACCCAUUGUCAAGGAAGACACUUCAAAACUGAAAGAAUAUGCUUUCUCGCCCGUCACAUACGUGCAAGGUACCUGGCAAGACGAAUACAACAAGACGCAUUACAACAACGGCGUUGUCAAGAUGGGUGUUGCGACAGUCAGCUUCGAGCUCAGGAUGUUGAGCGAUGCGUGUGACGUUGUGUUGAAUUACCUGAACAAGGGAAAGGAGCAGACGAAGAAGAAGGUUGACGAGGUCAAGCAGUAGAGUAAGGCGCUAAUGUGCAAAGUCUGGCAGUGUGUUUGUACGAUGAGAGACAAUUGGAAAAGCAAGGGCAAAGGGGCGUCCAUCAGUGUGGCCUUGUUGACGUAACGUGGAGUAACUUUCUUGCGUCCGUUUGCGCACCUUUCCUUAGAAGAUAGACCGAUUAAUAAAUGAUAUCCCUUCUGUUCAAUU